AUGACGGACGAUAAGGAGUUAUCAGCCAACGAAAUCGCUCUGUACGACAGACAGAUUCGACUAUGGGGACUCGAAGCCCAAACGAAGCUACGUAACAGCAAAAUCUUGGUGAUAAACCUUUCGAGCAUCAACGUGGAAGUGGUCAAAAAUUUAAUGCUUGGAGGUGUGGGUUCAUUAACCAUUAUAGAUUCCACCGAAGUUUUGCAGCAGGACUUGAACGUGAACUUCUUCAUCGAUGCUGCCAUGGUUGGCCAGAGCAAGGUGAAUGAAGUAUGCAUGGCCAGGAUCCAGGAACUCAACCCCAGAGUAGAGUUGAAAUAUUCUGCAGAAGAGUGGAGCACAAAAGAGAGCUCUUGGUUCAAAGACUUUGAGAUCGUCGUUGUCUCUGGGCUUAACAAAGAAGAAACACGCAAGCUGAACAUCAUCACCAGGGAAAACGGCGUCCGCCUUUACACAUCAGGAUCGCACGGACUUUACGGCUAUUUGUUUGUCGAUCUUAUACAACAUGACUCCCAGAUCAAGAGCAAGAGGGAAGGGAUCGCGAAGAAGGUUGGAGCUAUAAACAGCGUUUCCCAGAUAGUUCAGGUCGACGGCAUUGUUGAGAAUGAUGAACGAGUCGAAGUGGUGACAAUACGGAAUAACUAUAGAAGCUUCGACGAAAUUUGCAAGGAUGGCUCUGUUUCUGCUGACAAGUUCAAGGAGUUCUUCAAAAGCGAAAAGAAGUUGAAGAAGCUGGUAAGCCCUGCUUUGCCAGUCAUCUUUGGUCUGCUUGACUUUGACAGCCAGCAUGGCAAAGAUCUUGAAAAUAUUCACAUAGAGGCUGACAGUCUCAAGGAGAAGGCCCUGGAGGCAUGCGCUCACUUCCAAAUUUCCCAGGAGAUAGUGAAGCCAGAAGUGGUAGACGAAUUGGCCAGACAGGCGUACACGGAGUUUCAGCCUGUCUCAGCAGUUAUUGGAGGAGCCAUUGCACAGGAUGUGAUUAACAUGCUAGGGAGAAGGGAACAUCCCAUGAACAAUUUUGUGGUCUUUGAGGCCUUAGCUAGCAAAAUGCCGGUAUAUGUACUUUAA
Kuraishia capsulata CBS 1993 is the source of this 1068-nucleotide messenger RNA. RefSeq lists its product as uncharacterized. Gene Ontology annotation, biological process: protein sumoylation. The transcript is spliced from 2 exons. The record is from RefSeq and is a predicted model, not a curated record. The coding region runs from base 1 to 1068 and encodes 355 amino acids. Lineage: Eukaryota; Fungi; Ascomycota; Pichiomycetes; Pichiales; Pichiaceae. Gene Ontology annotation, molecular function: SUMO activating enzyme activity. Gene Ontology annotation, cellular component: cytoplasm; SUMO activating enzyme complex.